CAGGGUGAAAACAUAGACCAGGAUUUUUACUGGAGGAAACUGAAAUUACGAAAAUGAACGAGACAGAGCACAUCCCGCUUGCAGAAUACGAUUUUGAGAGAAAAUUUGAUGAAAAGGGCGCUCUCGAAUGGAUGCAAGAAAACUGGAGCAAGUCCUUUAUGUUCUGUGGACUGUAUGCUGCAAUCAUCUUCGGGGUCCAACACUUCAUGAGAGAGAGGCCCAAGCUGAACCUGCGCCGACCACUUGUCCUCUGGUCACUCAGUUUGGCUAUCUUCAGUAUCAUCGGAGCUGUCAGGACCGGAUGUUAUAUGUUCCAUGUCCUCAACAAAAGUGGCUUUAAGCAGUCGGUGUGUGACACCAGCUUCUACAGCGCUCCUGUCAGCAAGUUCUGGGCCUACGCCUUUGUCCUGAGCAAGGCCCCUGAGCUGGGCGACACGGUGUUUAUCGUGCUCCGUAAGCAGCGCCUCAUCUUCCUGCACUGGUACCAUCACAUUACCGUGCUGGUCUACUCCUGGUACUCCUACAAGGACCAGGUGGCCGGUGGCGGCUGGUUCAUGACCAUGAACUACCUGGUCCACUCCUUCAUGUACACCUACUAUGCUGCCCGGGCGGCGGGUUACCGGGUGCCCCGACCCUGCGCUAUGGUCAUCACAGCCACCCAGAUCAUGCAGAUGGUGAUGGGGCUUGCUGUCUUAGGCUUGGUCUACCACUGGAUGCACGAAGUGCGCUGCCCGUCUUACGUGCCCAACAUCGCCUGGGGCUCACUCAUGUACCUCAGCUACCUGGUCCUGUUCGCCUCCUUUUUCUACAAGUCCUACCUCAAGGUUGCCGCUGACAAGGAGUCCAAGGCCAAGUAGGGGCUGGAUUCGUCAGAGGCAAGUUGUACACUGGGCAAGUCAUAUUAAGAGUGUGCCUAGUUGAGAAGAAUAUUGCGUUGUGCCAUAAUGUGUGAGUCACAACUGUUUUUCGCUGGUUGCUGGGUCCACGUCAAUUGUGACAAGCCAAUUUCUUCCCACCCCAACUUUGUAUUGCUGUAGCUCAUCUAACUAACUAGAACCCUGGAUAACACGAUAAUGGAACGGUUGUUGAGAGUGGACAGGGGAACCAGUGCAUGGUCAGGACACGUUAAUACACUGCUCAAAAAAAUAAAGG
Salvelinus namaycush (lake trout) is the source of this 1152-nucleotide messenger RNA. RefSeq names its product elongation of very long chain fatty acids protein 6-like. Gene Ontology annotation, cellular component: endoplasmic reticulum; endoplasmic reticulum membrane. Gene Ontology annotation, biological process: fatty acid elongation, polyunsaturated fatty acid; sphingolipid biosynthetic process; fatty acid elongation, monounsaturated fatty acid. The record is from RefSeq and is a predicted model, not a curated record. Gene Ontology annotation, molecular function: fatty acid elongase activity. The transcript is spliced from 4 exons. NCBI's taxonomy places the organism in Eukaryota, Metazoa, Chordata, Actinopteri, Salmoniformes, Salmonidae. The coding region runs from base 54 to 857 and encodes 267 amino acids.